Molecule: messenger RNA, 1832 nt
Organism: Pristis pectinata (smalltooth sawfish)
Lineage: Eukaryota; Metazoa; Chordata; Chondrichthyes; Rhinopristiformes; Pristidae
Gene: slbp
Product: stem-loop binding protein
Exons: 8
Coding region: 89-982 (297 amino acids)
Biological process (GO): mRNA transport; mRNA 3'-end processing by stem-loop binding and cleavage
Cellular component (GO): cytoplasm; histone pre-mRNA 3'end processing complex
Molecular function (GO): histone pre-mRNA stem-loop binding; mRNA binding
Source: RefSeq, a predicted model, not a curated record
UCUGCGACGCAGCCGCGCACGCGCGGACCGACGAUCUCUGGGUCACCGCCAUUGUUCGGGCGCUGCCGCCGCUUAAAGGGACGUCAACAUGUCGCACGGGAGUCCGGCCUCGGCUGCUGAGGGCAGCGAACGCCUCAGGAAAAAGCUGCCACCAUGCCGCUGGUCCGUUGGGAGAAAGCGCAGUGCAGAUGGCAAACUACGCAGGGUGGAUGAUUUGGAUUCCACUCUGUUUGAUGAUGAGCUCAAGGAAUGCACUGCAAACGCUCCUGGUUGGCUGGACGGUCGGAUCUCCAGUUUCACAACACCAGACAGUGAUGGACCAGUCCCCCGAUGUGCUUCUGCAGAUUGGGGCACAGCAGUAGAAGAUGAGGAGACAAGGCAAACUGUUUAUCGGGAUUUGAAGAGAUAUAAAAGACGACUCUUGCUAAAUGACUUUAACGACCAUGAGAGAGAUUAUUCAUCUGAAAGUUCCAGUGGCUCCAGAGAAUCAUUAGCACCAUCUGAACUUGAAACAGAUGAAGUGGUAUUGAUGAGAAGACAAAAGCAAAUCAACUAUGGAAAAAACACCAUUGCAUAUGAUCGAUUCAUUCGAGAAGUUCCUAAACAUCUUCGAAAGCCAGGUGUUCACCCCCGGACUCCAAACAAAUUUAAGAAGUUCAGUCGUAGAUCCUGGGAUCAGCAAAUUAGGUUAUGGAGAAUUGCACUUCAUGCCUGGGAUCCACCUGCAGAAGAAGGCAGUGAUUUACAAGCAGUGACAGAAUUUGAUUUUGACAUGGAAACAGAAUCUGUUAACAGCUCAAAUGGAAGUCGGACAAGUUUUCAUGACGAGAGAGGAUGUACACCCAGCAACACACGAGCACCAUCUCCUCAGGUAUCUGGCUCUACUUCAAUGACCAGAGAAUUUGUGUCUCAUACGGGCAAAGAAUUUGAUUUGCAAGCUUGUUUGGCUGAAACCGAUGAAGCUAAUUCUUGGUUAAACUAAUGGCUACUCUACUGAGAAACUUCGAACAAUUCUACAGAUAGUGUGGUGAUCUCAUGAACAUAACGUUUUUUUCCAUAAUAAAUACCACAUUAUGUAGACUUGUUGAUAAUGUCUAGUCCAGCAAAUUCAUUCCAUGUUGCUGCUUUUCAGCUACCAACAAAACAGUACCUGCUGUGAACAAAGCAGUUGGUAUCAUUUGCUCAUACUACAGUUCAUUCUUAAAUUUUGUGUUACUUGAGUUGAUUUGACUGUCUCACCUAAGUGCAGAUUUAUGGUGAGGGAAUUGCAGCACCGGAUAGUCAGUUGAACAUUCUGAAAGGCUUAAUAAACAACAAUGCUUUGCAACAAAGCUUGGUUGUUUCUGAAUCGCUCUCCUGUAUAGGGAAGAAGUGGUUGUGAAGGUUCAGCUGCAUGGGAUUAUGGACUCUUAUGCCUUAACUUAAGAAUGACAGUGGAUUUCUUAAGUGUUGAAGUUACUUUGUCUCUUGUUGUUAGAUUCCUCAAUUUAAUGUUUUCAGUGUUUAAUCUUAGAGCUAUCAAUCAGCUUGCUCAAUCAAACUUGAUUGCUGAUUACUUUUUACCAUUUUGAGAUUGUAUAGUUAAUACUUGGCAAUGUUUUGACUGAUGUCAAUUUAUACUGUUAAAUAGUGUUUCCACAGACCUGAUUUUGCCGUUUGGAACACUAUCAAAAACUCAAUCUUGUCUUUUUAUUUUGUGUUUUUAGCUAUUUGCUGUGCAUGUGGUAAAACUCCAAUUAAAUAUUCUUUUGAUUAUAAAUUGUUGAAUUCAGCAUUAUUUUUGUCCAGAUUUUUUAAAUCUGCAAUAAAACUUGGCUUAUUUGAAAUAGCAA